This is a messenger RNA of Drosophila navojoa, 761 nucleotides long. It is a transcript of the gene azot, whose product is annotated as ahuizotl. Gene Ontology annotation, molecular function: calcium ion binding. NCBI's taxonomy places the organism in Eukaryota, Metazoa, Arthropoda, Insecta, Diptera, Drosophilidae. Gene Ontology annotation, cellular component: myosin II complex. The record is from RefSeq and is a predicted model, not a curated record.
UUCAAGAAAGAACCAUCUGGCUAAACCCAAGGAAAAUGGAGAACUUAACAGAGAGAGAACUGGCUAUAUUCCGAGAGCUCUUCAAUCGCAUCGACGUUGAGGGGGAUGGAGAAUUCUCGUUUAGGGAGCUGGGCAUUGUGAUGAGAGCUUUGGGUGGCAUCGUCAGCGAUGGGGAGCUGCAGGAUAUGAUCAAUGAGGCCGAUUCGAAUGGCAAUGGAUCGCUUGAUUUUGAGGAGUUUGUUAAUACACUCUUGCGCAAAUUAUCGGACACUGAUCGGCCCGAGGAUCUCAAGAUGGUCUUCGCGUUGAUCGACAAGGAUAGAAAUGGAUGUAUUGCCACAAACGAUUUGCGCAAGCUCUUUGGAUCGAUUGGCAUUCAGCCGAGCGACGAGGAACUCGAUGAAAUUAUACGAUCGGGGGACAGCGACCUAGACGGUGUCUUGAUAUUCGAAGAGUUCGCUGCCAUUUUAACCAGCGAAAAAUAAUAUGGACAUUAGAUAUCGUUCUGGGGUCGCUGACUCGAUAGAAAUCAUGCGAUUGGGGAACGCCGACCAAGACGGUGUCUUGAUAUUCGAUGUAAACCAGCGAAAGAUGAUUGGAUGUAUACAAGUACACUACCAUAUGGACAUAAGAAUUCGUUCUGGGCUCGUUUACUCAAUAUUUGAAUUAUCCGUGGCUUAUCGCAUUGAUGCCAAACAUAGUUUGAAUAUUGAGAAAUCGAUUCUAGACACGAGUCUUAAUAAUAAAUGCAGUGUAUAGAG